AUGGUCCGAUAUGAAAAUAAUAACAGGUUGAGCUUAAAAAGAUUGUUUAUGGUAGACGUGACAGGCAUAGGCGAGAAAAAUGGUGAUAACUAUGGUCCAUACAUGAUAGAUUGGGAGACGUUUGAAACGUGUAAAGGCCCCAAAAAGGACAACUGCGGCCAGUUUGAAGUCACAAACGUACAAAAUAUGUCCGACAUUAUAUUCCUCCUGGAUUUCCACAAAGAUUGUCCAACAACUAUGGGAAAAAUAGUCGUUAGUACUAGAAGCAAGAACGUUACAAAAAGGCUGUGGAAUUACGUACUAAAUAGGCCAUGUGAACAUUUCGUUUUGGGUCCCAUCCUGAUUAGUUCAUUUAAUCUAACUAAGGAGUGUAAGAUUUAUAAGGGUAAAUAUGAAAUACAUUUAGACUUAGAAGCAAAAACUAAGGUAUUUUUGGGUGAAAACUUUUUCUACGGCAAUUACACCUUCCUGAUCACGUCUUAUAAUAAGGUAAACAACUUUUUCUGUUACAAAACUAACAUGGCUGUAAAAAAAAUUGCUUAA
Messenger RNA from Arctia plantaginis, 543 nucleotides. The record is from the annotation of a GenBank genome assembly. Lineage: Eukaryota; Metazoa; Arthropoda; Insecta; Lepidoptera; Erebidae.